CUUUCAAUUUCCUCCAAAAUUCAAAUCUCCCUUUCCGUUCGCCUCCUCCAACGGCUACCCCUCAUUUCUCCCUCUCCUCUCUCUCUUCCUCCUCUCUCGCUCUCUUGUGCAUCCAAACCCUACUCUCUCAGUCCCACUCCCUCCCCCUCCCUCCCUCUCUCUCUCUGAAACCCUCGCUUUCUCUCUCUACAUUCGAUGAAGCACUUCAUGCAGCCGAGAAACGCGAUAUUGACGGAGAUGACGGAGCCUCCCUCGUCGCCAAACCCUAUCUCCGCCAAGCCCAAGCCACCUCGGAAGCCCAAGGCCUCCAAGGAGAACGCUCCGCCGUCGGAUCCCAACUCCAUGAUCUCCGAUUCUAAACCUUCGCCUGCCGCGAAGUUGAAGGGCCCAUUGCCGCCUCGGCCCCCGUCGUCGAACCCUCUCAAGCGGAAGCUCAGCGUUGACUCUCAGACCGAAAACUCCGGCCCUGGAACCUCCGAUUCUGGUGUACAGGUAGUGGUGAGAAUGCGACCACCACAAAAGGACAAGGACGAAGGAGAGAUGAUGGUGCAGAAAUUAUCUAGUGACUCUUUGUCGAUAAAUGGACAGACCUUCACAUUUGACUCGGUCUGCAACACAGAUGCAUCACAGCUAGAUAUUUUCCAGCUUGUAGGAGCACCUCUAGUUGAGAAUUGUAUGGCAGGUUUUAACAGUUCUGUAUUUGCAUACGGACAGACGGGAAGCGGAAAGACAUACACCAUGUGGGGUCCAGCCAAUGCCUUGCUGGAUGAGAAUCUAUCAAGUGAUCAACAAGGGUUAACCCCCCGUGUUUUUGAGUGUCUUUUUGCUCGCUUAAAUGAGGAGCAAAUCAAGCACGCUGAUAAAGAACUCAAGUAUCAGUGCCAUUGUUCUUUUCUCGAGAUUUACAAUGAACAAAUCACAGAUCUUUUGGAUCCAAAUCAAAAAAGCCUUCAGAUAAGAGAAGAUGUUAAAUCAGGUGUUUAUGUCGAAAAUCUCACCGAGGAGUGUGUACGUACAAUGAAAGAUGUGACUCAGCUUCUGAUAAAGGGCUUGUCAAACAGGAGAACAGGUUCAACUAGUAUCAAUGCUGAGAGUUCCCGCUCACAUACUGUAUUUACCUGUGUUGUUGAAUCUCAAUGCAAGAAUGUGGCAAAUGGUACAAGUUUCAAAACCAGUAGAAUAAAUCUUGUUGAUCUAGCUGGAUCAGAGCGUCAGAAGUUAACAGGGGCGGCAGGAGAGCGCUUGAAGGAAGCAGGGAAUAUCAAUCGAUCACUCUCACAGCUUGGGAACCUGAUAAACAUUCUUGCUGAAAUUUCUCAAACGGGAAAGCAAAGGCAUAUCCCCUAUAGAGAUUCCAGGCUUACAUUCUUAUUGCAGGAAUCUCUGGGUGGAAAUGCAAAGUUAGCAAUGGUCUGUGCUAUUUCUCCAACACAAGGCUGUAAGAGUGAGACGUUCAGUACAUUGAGGUUUGCACAGCGUGCUAAGGCUAUCAAGAACAAGGCAGUUGUUAAUGAAGUAAUGCAGGAAGAUGUGAAUCAGUUGCGUGAGGUGAUACGACAGCUAAGGGAUGAACUACGCCAGAUUAAGGCAAAUGGAAACAACCCAGUCGCUUCAAGUGGAGGUCACAGUGCAGCAUGGUUUCGUCAAAGUUUGAAUAUGCUAAAGGCUAGCCUUAAACCUCCAAUGACAUUACCUCAUGUUGAUGAUGACAGUGAUGAGGAGAUGGAAAUUGAUGAGGAAGCUGUUGAGAGGCUUUGUGCUGAAGUAAGUAACCAGACAGUUGUCAAUGAAGCUAACAACAGAGCAGAUGUGAACAGUGUAGACACAAUGAAAUCACAUUCGCAACUCGUGGCUGUUCAAAUUGGAAGCUCCGAAGUUUCUCGAAGCUAUGCAUCUGGAAGUGAUUGUAUCAAAGAACAAGGUGUUGAUACAGAUGUUAAUAUGGAAGAAGGAAUAUCCGAACAAGGGGACAUGAUUGUUGAAUGUGCUAGCAGCACCCCAGUUAUUCCCAGUGCUAGUGCAUCGGACCCUCGCAAUGUUAUAGAAGAUACCUCCAUGCAGCCUGCUCAGGAGGAAAAUAUUCUGAGGUCCUCCAUUAUUGAUUUUCUAAUUGAAGAAUCAGCCUGCAAAAGUGUGGAAGAAGGUUCCUUAUGUGCAGCCUCUGAUCCUUCAGGAGGCAUGCCUGGCUGCCUUUCAGUCACAGAUGAAUGCAUUGGUUCUCCAAAUGACGUAAUUAACUGUGUUUCUCCAUGUCUGAGCAUAGUUCCAUGCAAUGUACCCGAAGUUCUAAAGUCUCCUACCCCCAGUGUUUCACCCAGGGUCAACACCAGCAGGAAAAGUUUGAGGACGUCUUCAAUGCUGACUGCUUCUCAGAAGGAUCUUACUGGUGGGAGUACGUUAAGUCCAGAUGACAUGCGCAUAUCUUUUGGAAAACCUGUAAUAAAGAGCUCAGCGAAUGACCUAUCUGCUCGAGCAUUUACUAACUUUUCAGCACCAGCUGAACAGUUGGCAGCAAGCAUUCAGCAUGGUCUUGAAAUUAUUGGUAGUCACCGCCAAAGUUCAGCUUUAAGGAAGUCGUCAUUCAGGUUUUCAUUGAAACCUUCAGAGUCCAGGGUGAUUUUCCCCGUUUCCAAAGCUGAUGUGGGAUUGCAAACUAGUCAAGAAAUAGUAAAAGAUGAUUCAGUGGAGUUUAUUUGUAAUAAUUGCAAGAAUAGAAUGCAGCUAGAGGUCAAGGAGGCAAAUGAUAUUUCAGAUAUGCAAUUGGUACCUGUUGAUGGGUCAGAGUCUGCUGACAAAUCCAAGAUUCAAGUUCCCAAAGCUGUGGAGAAGGUUUUAGCGGGAGCUAUUAGGAGAGAAAUGGCAUUAGAAGACCUAUGUGCCAAGAAAACUUCAGAGAUAAUGCAGCUAAACCGAUUGGUUCAGCAGUACAAGCAUGAGAGAGAAUGCAAUGGCAUUAUAGCCCAGACAAGGGAGGAUAAGAUUCUACACCUUGAGAGCCUCAUGGAUGGUGUUUUACCCACUGAGGAGUUCAUGGAGGAAGAGCUAGUGUCUCUCACACAUGAGUAUAAGAUCCUGAAGGAGAAAUACGAGAAUCACCCAGAACUUUUGAGGACAAAUAUUGAACUCAAAAGAGUUCAAGAUGAGUUGGAAAAUUUACGAAACUUCUGUGACAUGGGUGAAAGGGAAGUGUUGUUCGAAGAGAUUCAAGAUCUAAGAAGCCAGCUACAGUAUUACGUAGACUGUUCAUCCACAUCAGCCCGGACACGAAACUCUAUGAUGCAGUUGACCUAUUCACGUGACCCAAAUGUGGCCCCUCUCAGUACAAUAUCAGAGUCAAAUGAGGAAAGCUCUGAACAGAAACUAGAACAAGAGAGACAAAAGUGGAAUGAAGUAGAGAGUAAGUGGAUAUCUCUUACUGAGGAAUUCAGAAUGGAACUUGAGGCCAGCAGAUCACUGGCCGAAAAGACAAUGCAAGAAUUAGAAACUGAGAAGAAAUGUGCAGAAGAGCUCAAGAAAGCAAUGAAACUGGCUAUGGAGGGGCAAUCACGGAUGUUAGAACAGUAUGCAGAUUUGGAAGAGAAACAUAUGCAACUGCUUGCAAGGCAUAGAAUGAUAAGGGAUGGAGUGGAGGAUGUGAAGAAAGCAGCUGCAAAGGCAGGAGUCAGGGGUGCCGAGUCCAAAUUCAUAAAUGCUAUUGCUGCAGAAAUUUCAGCAUUGAGAGUAGAAAGAGAAAGAGAGGGGCGGUAUCUUAGGGACGAAAAUAAGGGGAUUCAGGCACAAUUGCGGGAUACUGCUGAAGCUGUGCAGGCUGCAGGCGAAUUACUUGUGCGGCUCAAAGAAGCAGAUGAGGCUGUUGCUACUGCUCAGAAGCAAGCUAUGGAGGCCAAGCAAGAAGCAGACAAAGCUUACAUGAAGAUUGAAAAACUGAAGAAAAAACAUGAGAAAGAGAUUAGCAGUCUUAAUGAGCUCAUUGCCGAGUCUCGUUUACCCAAAGAAGCAAUUCAACCUGCUUAUGACGGUUCUAAUAUGGCAAAAUAUGAUGCAGGCGAGCCCCAUAGUUUGAGUGAUCAAAUAUGUAGAGAGGAAUUUGAACCAUUCUACAACGGGGAAGAGGGCGAGUUGCGAAAACUCGCCGAGCCCUCAUUAUGGUUCUCCGGUUAUGACCGAUGCAACAUAUAGAAAUUGAAUUUAGUGGCGAAUGUAUACCGUGUAUAAACUUAAAACUAGUAAAAGUUUGUGUCAAUAGCUCCAUUGUAUGCAGGUCAUCUGGUUGUGUACAGGUUUGACCAUUUCCAUGAUUCUUUUUCACAGCAUUUUUGUAUUCUACAUCAAAUUCUUUCAUAAGAGAUGAAUGAAUGAAAGGUUGUAUUCUUUUA
This is a messenger RNA of Malus domestica (apple), 4376 nucleotides long. RefSeq names its product kinesin-like protein KIN-12B. The record is from RefSeq and is a predicted model, not a curated record. Gene Ontology annotation, molecular function: ATP binding; microtubule motor activity; microtubule binding. Gene Ontology annotation, biological process: microtubule-based movement. Lineage: Eukaryota; Viridiplantae; Streptophyta; Magnoliopsida; Rosales; Rosaceae.